Messenger RNA from Xenopus laevis (African clawed frog), 3241 nucleotides. RefSeq names its product protein stum homolog (gene stum.L). The transcript is spliced from 4 exons. The record is from RefSeq and is a predicted model, not a curated record. Gene Ontology annotation, cellular component: membrane. NCBI's taxonomy places the organism in Eukaryota, Metazoa, Chordata, Amphibia, Anura, Pipidae. Bases 124 to 510 code for a protein of 128 amino acids.
GGAGGAGAGGAAUUGCCUUCUUUCUCUCUCUCGCUCAGUCUGACCCUACACAAACCUGCACCAAGUUCCAGCACAUCCCGAUCCACUGCUCUCUGCUCAGGGCACCCAGGGGGCACCACCAGAAUGGAUAUCAAAGAAGGGGACAUGAUAGACAGAGGAACAUCUGCCAGCGGAGUGGUGGUACAGGUCAGAGAGAAGAAGGGACCCCUGAGAGCUGCCAUCCCUUACAUGCCAUUCCCUGUGGCUGUCAUCUGCCUCUUCCUCAACACCUUUGUGCCAGGGCUGGGAACGUUUGUAUCAGCUUUCACUGUACUGUGUGGGGCCAGGACAGACCUACCGGACAGACACAUGUGUUGCGUCUUCUGGCUAAACAUCGCCGCCGCUCUUAUCCAAAUCCUCACGGCGAUCGUAAUGGUGGGGUGGAUCAUGAGUAUAUUCUGGGGAAUGGACAUGGUCAUCCUUGCAAUCUCACAAGGGUACAAAGACCAGGGGAUUCCUCAGCAGCUGUAAAUUGGUCAAAUCCCUCCUCUCCCCGGCAUCUCUACUCAGUAUUUACAACGUGUAUCUUCCCCUUUGGAGCUCGGCAAUGAACUAUGAGGAUCUGGACCACAUGUGUUUCAGUGGUGGAAGAUUUACAGAUCACCCCCUGUAUAACCAAAUCUUCGCUCAAAAUUGGAAUUUUAUGUAGAAUUUUUUGCUUUAUUAGGGAUUAUAAUACGAGUAUCUGGAUUUCACUAGUAUCCAGCCCUACUGGCACUGUUGUUCUGCUUCCAUUGGUACCAAACCUGACUAUUAUCAGUACCCAAGUUCUGUACCAAACAUCAGUGGCCAGUGGUAGAGAAAUGGCUUCCACUCACAAGAAUAUGGCUUCCAGCCCAAGGAAUCAACUCCCUGCAGGAAUCAGAGAAGGAUCAUAUCACUGACACUCUUCUUGUUUUUUUCCUUAUUUACAGGAGCUACAAAGGGCAAACAAAGCCCUCUCACCAGUAUAUUCAUGUAUUAAUUGUGUUUCUUACUUGUUGGAUGGACAGUAUGGCAGAUACUCCACUCUAACUAAUAUAUAUAUAUAGCUAUAAGGAAAUGUAUUACUUGGUAUCUUGGUUGUAGAGCAGAAAGACAAGUAUCAGUGGCCAGAAAAAAACAUUUUAAUAUUGUACUUUUUUAUAGACGAUUAAAAAGGGACUUUGUACUGACAGUGAACUUGGAAAUAACCAUAUCCUAUCAGUCCAUGUGUUAUUCAGCCACUAGGAGGAGCAGUUUCAUUGUGAUAUAUAAAGUUAUAUAAGGGAUUUUUACUUAGCGAAUGCAGUAUGGCAGGUCUCAUUGCUAUUUAAUUUAAUAGUAGUAAUUCGUAGUUGAACAGCCACAUUUGGAACAUCCUAAAUGCCUGGCCACACCCAGUUACACCUUGACCACACCCAGUUCCAUAAUAGCCACACCCCUGCCUAUUAUAUCAUUAGGGGUGACAGUGCUGCCUGAUUUUGCACGUAACCAGUUCACUUACCUUCAUCAGUCAUUAAAUGUGAUAUUUCAUGUUUCAAGUGUUCCCUUUAAUUGUGCUUUCUGUACCAAAUAGUGAUAUUUUAAGGGAAUUUGCAAUCUUUCAUUGUGGGAUUUUUAAUUGUCUAUAUUUUUUGUUCUGUGAUCUUCAGUUUUGACAUUUUGGGCCCCAUUUAGGGCCACCAUUGGGAGAGUAAUGUACUGAUGGCCCUGUGGGAGAGGGGGUCCCAAAAGAUGUGAAAGCUGAGGUUGUAAACGAGGGGGUUCUGCAUAAUGGGGCAGAACAGGGAAGUGGUACUUAGGGGCCAUUUUUUAUGUUGGAACCCAUUCUACAUGUUGGUAGGGCCCUCCCCAAGGGUCACGUUAAACCAAAGGGAAACAAAUUUGAAAAAAAAAUAGGAAGUUAAUACAAAGCUGCUUAAAGGUUAAGUUCCCCUUAAAUAGCAAAGAUCUGUCAAAUCUAUGGAAUUUGUUGGAUACUGCCAGAAAGACUCAGCCGCUUCAUAACAGACAUUUCCCAUGAACUCUGACUGCAGCAAAGGGCUUAUUCUGUGUUGGCUAAAUGUCACAUGGAGCUAAAAUUGGCUCAUGAGUCAGAUCUCACAACAGCGCCAGGGAUAUCUGUCCAGGCAGCCUGUCUCUGAGAUGCUCCAUAGAGUAGAUCCAGCAGCAGACUCGUUGCCUGACAUACGGACAUGUCCGUCCAGCUGCAAAUGUCACUGCCAUUGCCCCUUCUGCCUUAGUGACUGCCGAGAAUCAAGAUUAUUGGGUGCAUCUAUUUAGUGCAAAGGGUAAGAUAAUGUUAAAAUAAUAAUCUCCCUGUGAGUUGGGAAUGGUUGUGCAACACUGGACCAACGUACAUAUUCACAGAAGGGCCCAAGAAAAAAAGUAAGCGAUUAUUACCCAAAUACAGUAGAUUUGGCUUUCCUUGUCCUUUAAUUCCACUGCUAUGUAGGAAGCCAUUGCUUAUACAGACUCCUCUGGAUACAAUGUAUCUAAAUAGAGUAUUGGUGGGACCAAACACACACACAGAGAGCCUUACAAGCCGUUUUUGACACGUAAGUCGUACUUUUCUUUGAAGUGUAGGGUGAACGCAUCAGCCAAGCAGCAAUAUGGCAGCUUCCAGUCUUCUGUUCUGUCAUAGUGUUGCCUUAGCUGAGGAACACUCCAUAGACUUGAAGGCAUUUUGUAACGAAAUAUCAUGAACCGGUAGUUGACGGUGAUGUUUUAUACAUGUCUACAGAGAAUCCUUUAAAGAACAUUAUGGCAGCUCCCAUAUAAGUGGGUGCCUUUCAGGGGACCAGUCUCAAUGACUCAGAAUGCCAUGAAAGGGGCAGUGCUUACUACAAAACAGAUGGGGAUUGGCCACCAUGGUUUCUAACGGCAGCCCUGGUCCCCGCCCACUUGUACGUAUACUUUAAAUACAAUAAGGCUGUCUAUUCAGUGGAUAUGUUUAAAAAAAAAAAAAGAAUGAUCCCUCAGGGUCAAAGAGAAACUUAGAACCACAGACUGGUACUUUCAUGGGGGGGGGGGUACACUAAUGCCCUCGGUUUAAUCUGGUUUUGUACAUACCACGGGGCUGCCGAUGUACAUUACACUGUAAAUAAUGUUAUUCUUGUAACCAAUGAUACAAAGCAUGAGGGUGAUUUUUUUUCUGUGUUUUCUAAUGUUUUUUAACAGAGAGCGUCCAUGUUUGGAGGCUCCGCCCUCCUCCUUUGUAUUUAAUAAAAUGUUAUUGUGA